AUGAGUAAUUAUUGUGACGAGUCUUUUUAUCAGCAGAAUAUAUACACAAACACGUAUAGUUUAUGGGAGAAUUCUGCUUAUUAUGAUAUUAAUAAUCUUAGUCCUCAAAACUUCUCGUCAAGUUGGCAUCGAGGCAAUGACGAAGAUUUUGAGACUCGGUACACUUCCGGCCCGACAGAGGCCCAGCCCUCGGAACCCCCAGAUCAAAGGAACAGGAGAGUAGUAGACAGAACAUCUUUGUACGAGGAUCCCGACUCAUUUUACCGAGACAUCACCGAAAGUACCUCUCCAUCUCCUACCACGGAAUGCGUACCAAUACAUUGGCAGAAUUCUGUUACGGAGUCCAAAGAGGGUUCCAGCACUUUGAAUAAAGGCAAGAUGUUAAGGACCAACAAGAUCCAGAAGAAAUUUGACAAAAUGCUCACUAAGCCUGUGAAGAUGAGUAAAGCGGAGAGCAUGAUGCAGAAGAUGGGCUGGCAUGGUGGUGCCCUGGGCAGGAGUGGAUCUGGCAUCUUGGAGCCUUUAGCUUCUAAUGCGGUUUAUGCUACACAAACGAAAGUUUGCGGCAAGAAUUUUGUCAAAGUGGAGAACGAAGACCGCUUCUCAAUGAACGUCCUCUACCAAAUAUACGAAUUUGUCAAGAAUAAUGCAGAGGUUGAGUUAGUUUUUGACCGGACUCUCUCCAAGGAGGAGAGGAAGCGGAUCCAUAACAUUGUAGACUUCAUGUUGAAUGUCGACGGAAUGUCUAUGGUUGAGUUUGAAAGCACCGCUCAAAUGGAUAUGGUGCUGCAGAUUUGUGAUGUGAAUUGCUAUAUUUUACAGACUCAGAGCGAGGGGGGAGAUCCUGAUCGUCACAUCUGCAUCUACAAAGAAGCUCCUGAACACGUCUACCUUAUCAUCCCUGAUGACCUUCGAGAGGAGCGUCCUGCUGUAAACCCACCUGCUGAGCAGUCAGAUUCAAAAGACGAAAUCUCGGAUGCUGAACUCGAGGAGGAAACUAACCCCUUUCUGAGGAGCAUCACUCGUAAUCUGAAGAAGACCAAAGAAGUGGUGAAGGUCCAGAAGGUUCAGCCGGUGGAACUACCUAAAGAGGCCAGUGUUCUGGAGAAGAUUCAGGAAUACUUUGCGGAGUUCGCCGAGAAAAGGCAGUACAGCCAGUUCAAGUUCCUAGGUCCGUUUACUGAUGAAGAAACGGACGGUAUACACGAGUUUUUCGAGAAGGCUGCUCAGUAUCUUAAGAAUGAGCCGUGUGAAGUUAAGGAGGUGUUCGCCAAGAUUUCGUUUGAAAUCGGAGAAGAUAUUACAGGGAACACAGUGAUCAACAAGAGGCCAAAGUAA
Arctia plantaginis is the source of this 1338-nucleotide messenger RNA. The record is from the annotation of a GenBank genome assembly. Lineage: Eukaryota; Metazoa; Arthropoda; Insecta; Lepidoptera; Erebidae.